Messenger RNA from Porites lobata, 1483 nucleotides. The record is from the annotation of a GenBank genome assembly. NCBI's taxonomy places the organism in Eukaryota, Metazoa, Cnidaria, Anthozoa, Scleractinia, Poritidae.
AUGAUUGAUGUGAGAAAUCAUCAAUUGAUGGGGGUUGCUGAGAUUGUGGAACAAGAGCCAUCUUUUGAUGAUUUAUGUUGGUAUGGCUAUGACCCUUCAGCACCUCGUCCUAUGGAUGAUGGAUUGUCCACGGUUAAAGUUUGGGAUGUAGAAAUUGAAAUUCCAGGAAAUGUUAUACACGAUCUAAGAGCAACUAUCAAUCCAAUUCAGCUGCCAAACAGCUAUGGGAUAGAUCUCUUCACUGACUGUCUUAACUUUUUCCAAUCAUAUUAAAUCGUUAAUUACAAGUAGAACUAACUAGAGCCUUAGUGGUCGUAGAGCAUGUACUGCAAAUUGAUUUCCCAUGAUAAAACUGUAAUUGCAGAGCUAACAGUUAAGGAUUAUCAUGCAGUCCAUAACCAUGGAGUUUAAUCUUCGGCAGUAUUGUAGGCAAGUCAACUGAAACUUGCAUGUUAGUUUUCCAUAGUGCAUGGCCAUGUAGUCAAGACAAACUUGCUGAAGACUUUACAGGAAUUAUUCAGCCACCAAGACAAUCAGCUGAAGGUUGCUGCUCUUAGUGGUUCAGGGGGGGGCUUCAUUUAAAAAAACGUAUAUAUCUGUAAAUAUAUCCUGCAAACAGACUUGAACCUAAACAGUUCAAGCAUACUAAUAAAUUCAAAAACUAGGAAAAAAACGUAGAUCGCAGCAGUAAGAUCAGAAAAACACAACAGUUAAAAAGAAUUUACCCCCCUACUGUUAAGUUAUUAUCUUUAUUAAAUAACAAACCCAACAGUUACAAAGUGUUUUGAACCUAAAAGUGUCAGCAACAUCAACGAUAAAAAUAAGUAGUUCUAAUGAACAUACUGUUGUGUCUCUUUCCUGUAAAUUCAUACAAUAAUAUUUAAAUUUCAAUAAACACAACAUUUGAAUCUGACAAAAAGAUUUAUAAGAGUCUUAAGUGACAUCAUUUCUUCUCACUGUGAUUUAAACUUGAUUAACCAUGCUUCCCUUUAAAGAAUAUUGCUUUAAGUUUUCAACUUGCCACCAAAAUAUGUAUGUUGGUAUUAAAUUAGUUAUCAAUGUCAACUUUUUAAAGACAAAUGAACAUGCAAACAAAACAAUAAUUCAUCAGAACAGCUGAGAGUAACAGGUCCUGGAUUGCCGCUAAACUUUUUCAACCCCAUUGAAAAAACUGCAACGAUGCAUCAUUUGUCACAAAGGCAAGUUUCCUUACAAGUCAAAGAUUAAGCUCCACAUUAAGGACAAGCAUGUCCUAUUUUUACAUAAGAAACAUUCAUGUGACCUGUAGUUGAAAACACGUCACUACAUUUUGAGAACUGAAAGUGCAGCUGUACUUUUUACUCAUUCCUCUGUGGUCUACCAAUGAGUUUUUCUGUCUUUCUUAGCUCCUUUAGGUAGUGUUAUUUUAUCGAUCAAGAAUUAAGCUGUUGUGAAUGAGGAACCCUCAAUAACUGUUCUAAUAGCUAAAUCAAAGGCAGUAUAA